Nematolebias whitei (Rio pearlfish) is the source of this 1443-nucleotide messenger RNA. RefSeq names its product zinc finger protein OZF-like. The record is from RefSeq and is a predicted model, not a curated record. NCBI's taxonomy places the organism in Eukaryota, Metazoa, Chordata, Actinopteri, Cyprinodontiformes, Rivulidae. Gene Ontology annotation, molecular function: RNA polymerase II cis-regulatory region sequence-specific DNA binding; DNA-binding transcription factor activity, RNA polymerase II-specific. The transcript has a single exon. The coding region runs from base 1 to 1443 and encodes 480 amino acids. Gene Ontology annotation, biological process: regulation of transcription by RNA polymerase II.
AUGGAGGGAGAGCAGCUCAGUGUGAAGGAGGAGACUGAUGCCAGCAGGUUUUCAUUCACCGCAGUUCAUGUGAAGAGUGAGGAUGAUGAAGAGAAGCCUCUGUGCUUACAGCUUCAUCAGUAUCAAAUGGAGGACAGAGAUGUUCCAACCAGCAGCUCAGCUGACCAGAUGAAAGUAGAGGCUGAUGGAGAGGACUGUGGAGGAGCAGAAACCAGCAGGAACCCAGAUCUAAAUCCUCAUGGAGAUGCUUCCAGCUCUUCAGAGACAGAAGUCAGUGAAGAUGAUGAAGACGAUGAGGAUGGGAACAAUGCUGACUCUCAGCUGGAACACUUGUCAGACUCUGGGUCAACAACUGAAGACAGUGACAAAGACUGGAAGGAGAGCAGGUCUCCUGAGUCAGCUGUAAACUCUGUCAACAAUUGUUUCAGCUGCUCUGAGUGUGGUAAAGAAUUUCUCCACAACCUGUCACUUCAGAGACACAUGACAUGUCAUUCAACAGGAAGACAUUCGAGCUGUUUGGGUCAGAAGGAAAGUGUCCAAGAGAAGGACAGGAAAGUCCAGACAGGACCAAAAUCAUUUAGUUGUGAUGAAUGUGGUAAAAGUUUUAACAGCAAUACACAUUUAAACUUACACAUGAGAAUCCAUACAAUGGAGGAACCUUUUGUAUAUGAGGACAGUGGACAAAGAUUUAGCCAGAAGACAGAUUUAAAUGGACACGUCAGAAUCCACAAAGGACAGAAACCAUUUGUAUGUAAGGACUGUGGACUCAGAUUUAACUGGAAGACAAAUUUAAUCAGACACAUUAGAGUUCAUACCGGAGAGAAACCUUUUGUAUGUGAGGACUGUGGACACAAAUUCAACCAGAAGAAAGGUUUAAACCAACACAUGAGAGUUCACACCGGAGCGAAGCCAUUUGAAUGUGACCUUUGUGGACAAAAUUUUAGCCAGAAGUCUGAUUUGAAGAGACACACAAGAGUCCACAUGGGACAUAAACCUUUUGUAUGUGAGGAUUGUGGGAAAAGAUUUGGCCGGAAGUCAACUUUAAAUAGUCACAUGAGAGUCCACACAGGACAGAAACUUUUUGUAUGCGAGGACUGUGGACAGAGAUUUACCCGGAAGGCUAAUUUAAUCAUACACAUAAGCAUCCACACAGGACAGAAACCAUUUGUGUGUGAGGACUGUGGACAAAGAUUCCGCCAGAUGUCAACUUUAAACAAACACAUGAGAGUGCACACAGGACAGAAACCAUUUGUGUGUAAGGACUGUGGACAAAGAUUCAGACAGAUCUCUAAUUUAUACAAACACAUGAGAGUCCACACUGGACAAAAACCAUUUGUUUGUGAAGACUGUGGACAUGGAUUUAGUCAAAAGACUAAUUUAACCAGACACACAAAAGUACACAGGAAACAGAAGCUCUCCUCAGCAGUAGGGUCAAACUUUUAG